CGAGGCAUCGAGGCAAUAAGCAGGUGGAAUUUAAUUCAGAUUAUUUUUAUUAUUACUUGAUUAAGUGUUAUAAAUAAAAUACUUAUGAGGUUGAAGUUGUAAACUUAACUAUCGUAUUUAUCUAAAUAAUAAUUUUAUUGUAACCAGAACAGCAAAGUACACAAUGAAGCUUAUAACCCACAACAUGUUAACGUCGAAAUGCUUAAAAGGUGUUACAACCGGCUAUCCACUUGCUAUAAGCGCUACAGAUGUUAAGAUUACAGAAGUCGAUUUUAAUCCAGAAUUCGUAUCGCGUGUAUUACCAAAAUUGGAUUGGCAAGUGUUAUGGAAUGCAGCUGAUAGUAUAGGACACAGUGAAGGAUUACCUAAAACACUAGAAAAUACAGAGGGGGACCAAGAGUUUUUAAAGAAAGCUCAUCGAGUUUUACUAGAAAUUGAAGUGGAAGAAGGUCACCUGACUUGCCCGGAAUCAGGCAGACAAUUCCCAAUCACAAAAGGUAUCCCUAACAUGCUGCUAACAGAAGCUGAAGUACAAUAAAAAAAGUUAUUAUAAUAAAUAUG
This is a messenger RNA of Cydia splendana, 561 nucleotides long. It is a transcript of the gene Trmt112, whose product is annotated as multifunctional methyltransferase subunit TRM112-like protein. The record is from RefSeq and is a predicted model, not a curated record. Gene Ontology annotation, molecular function: protein heterodimerization activity. NCBI's taxonomy places the organism in Eukaryota, Metazoa, Arthropoda, Insecta, Lepidoptera, Tortricidae. Gene Ontology annotation, biological process: peptidyl-glutamine methylation; tRNA methylation; rRNA (guanine-N7)-methylation. The transcript has a single exon. The coding region runs from base 164 to 538 and encodes 124 amino acids.